AUGGUCCCAUUCUGGUUCGGCCUUGCUGAACCAUUCCGAACUGUUAUCGACUUUGACUUUGACUUUGACUGUGACAACUUCGGUCUCCACGUCAAACUGUUGUCUUCAGGAUUCGCACUACUGGUUAAUCAGGCUACCUUUAGCCUUUUUGAAGAACCCAUUCCACCCCGACCCAUGCAAUUCCACCCCACCCAAUACCAACCCGAACUUGGUCAAUAUGGACCCCAAGUCGUGGAACCAGAGCCCAUUCCACCCCGACCCAUGCAAUUCCACCCCACCCAAUACCAACCUGAACCCACUCAAUACCAACCCCAGUCCACUCAAUACCAACCUCCCACACCUGACCCAAACCAAUUGUUGGGAGUCAUAUAUGGCUCAACGGAUACCGCGGACGACUACCAUGUACACCAGAUCUGCAAUGGCCCCCAAUGGAUGGACUGA
This is a messenger RNA of Suillus fuscotomentosus, 441 nucleotides long. RefSeq lists its product as uncharacterized. Bases 1 to 441 code for a protein of 146 amino acids. The transcript has 2 exons. The record is from RefSeq and is a predicted model, not a curated record. Lineage: Eukaryota; Fungi; Basidiomycota; Agaricomycetes; Boletales; Suillaceae.